Penicillium longicatenatum is the source of this 2877-nucleotide messenger RNA. Its product is annotated as putative C6 transcription factor. The transcript has a single exon. Lineage: Eukaryota; Fungi; Ascomycota; Eurotiomycetes; Eurotiales; Aspergillaceae. Gene Ontology annotation, cellular component: nucleus. Gene Ontology annotation, molecular function: zinc ion binding; DNA-binding transcription factor activity, RNA polymerase II-specific; DNA binding. The coding region runs from base 1 to 2877 and encodes 958 amino acids. The record is from RefSeq and is a predicted model, not a curated record. Gene Ontology annotation, biological process: DNA-templated transcription; regulation of DNA-templated transcription.
AUGAGCCAUCCCGACUCCGACGAAUCGCCAUUGAAGACCUCUGGUGCUGGCUUUGGCUUGAACCAGGAGGAUCCCACCGCUUUUCUUGACGAUUUUGAUACUCAAAGCCAUGCAAGCUCCCGCGAUCCCGGUAGCACACAGACAGCUGACCCCGCGACGGGUCCCGACGGUGCGCUAGACAGCCACCUGGAUGCUACUACCCGAGACAUAAAUUCUGCAACUGUCGAUAAGGACGACAGACCCAUGUGGAGCGAAAUGAAAACUAAAGCUGGCAAGGAGCGGAAGCGGUUACCGCUGGCCUGUAUCGCAUGUCGUCGCAAGAAGAUCCGUUGCUCGGGGGAGAAACCGGCGUGCAAGCACUGCACGCGCUCAAGGAUACCUUGCGUAUAUAAGGUCACCACGCGAAAAGCUGCGCCGCGGACGGAUUACAUGGCCAUGUUGGACAAGCGAUUGAAAAGAAUGGAAGAUCGCGUGAUCAAGACGAUUCCCAAAGAUGAGGCGAGAGACAUGGCCUCGAUCGGUAGGUCGGUCGUCAAACCCUCAGCGCAAGGGCAGCUUUCAAAACAACAGAAGAAACGAAGCGCGGAUGAGGCUUUCUCUGCGGAAAUGGAUGAAUGGACUCGAGAAGACCGCCGCCCGCCGCAUGAGACUCUCCCGAUGAAUCGCGAAAUCAAGUCCUCGGAUGGAUCCGGACUUCUGACCGAGGGGGCGGAAUUCUUGCCUUCGCUGGAGAUACAGGAGCACCUGGCUGAGGUCUUUUUUGACUGCGUCUAUGGACAAUCAUAUCUACUCUUACACAAGCCGAGCUUUAUGCGGAGGCUCAAAGCUGGCACCGUUCCCCCAGUCUUGAUUCUCGCGGUCUGUGCGGUCUCGGCUCGAUUCUCGACGCACCCCCAACUUAAUUCAGAACCACCGUUUCUACGCGGUGAGAACUGGGCCAAUCCGGCUGCAGCGAUUGCGCUCAGCCGACACGAUGAGCCGAAUAUCACAAUUCUCACCGUCUUUCUACUUCUGGGCCUUCACGAGUUUGGAACAUGCCAUGGUGGAAGAAGUUGGUCGUUUGGUGGGCAGGCUUUGCGAAUGGCAUACGCCCUGCAGCUUCACCAAGAGCUCGAAAGCGAUCCAUUACUCGGACAGGGCAACAGCAAUUCACAGUUGAGCUUCACUGACCGAGAGAUUCGCCGAAGGACAAUGUGGGCAUGUUACUUGAUGGAUCGCUAUAACUCCUCAGGAAGUCAGCGACCACCUAUUGGGAAUGAGAAGUUCCUACAUAUCCAAUUACCUAUCAAGGAAACCCACUUUCAAAUGGAGAUACCUGGCCCUACAGAAGACUUGGACGGGGACAUCCUGAAUCCCACACCCGAAAACUCCGGUGAAUUGUCCAAUGCCAAGGAUAACAUGGGAGUGUCAGCGUACAUUAUACGUGCCAUCGUCAUUUGGGGUCGUCUUGUUGACUAUCUAAAUCUCGGUGGAAAAAGGAAAGAUACACAUCCCCUGUGGCAUCCGGAGUCCGGAUACACGCUACUGAAACGGCAAAUUGAGGAAUUUUCUUCAUCACUUCCAGGACCUCUCACUUUUACCUAUGAGAAUCUCCAGAUCCAUGCUGCGGAAAAAAUAGCAAACCAGUUUUUGUUCCUCCACAUUAUUAUUCACCAGAACAUGCUGUUCCUCAAUCAGUUUGCAAUUCCUCUAUCUCCUGGAGGGCGGCCACCCAGAGACAUGCCGAAACCGUUCCUUAGCAAUGCAGGUCGAGCAGCAGUUGAGGCUGCUCAUCAUAUUUCUGUACUGUUUGACCGGGCCUCAGCCUAUCCGCUCACGGUUCCCUUUGCUGGCUACUGUGCAUACACGGCUAGUACUGUUCAUAUCUGGGGCAUAUUUUCGAAGAAUGUGCAACUCGAGGCUCGUUCAAAGGAGAAUCUUCGACAUACAUAUCGAUAUCUCAAUAAGAUGAAGAAGUACUGGGGAAUGUUCCACUAUAUGGUCGAAAGUGCCAAAGACCGGUAUCGACAAUUCGCCGAUGUGGCCAUCAAGGGAUCUGUGGCUACACACAAUGGUACCUCAUUGGCUCCGAUGUUCCAAUACGGCGACUGGUUUUCUAAAUACCCCCACGGUGUCUCCAGGUUACACUGGGAGGACCCGGAUACGCGACAUAAAGAGACGGGUGACGAUGCUGUUAUGGGCCAGAAGCCGGACCUGCAGAGUGUCGAGGAUUUCUUCGCCAGCCUGUCACCAACGCCGCAACCCGCUCUUCCUCGCAAAGUACGUUCGCGCAAAAAUAGCAAACUCUCCGACAGCUCGGGCGUGGAUCAAACAUCCCCAUCACAGAUGGAGGUGACCAUGGGAAAUACCCCGGGUAUCCCAGGAAGCGCAUUCCCCCAGCCGUCCAUGUACCCACCAAAUCGGGCCUUGUCAUUUAAUCAAUUUGACUUCAACAUCCCCCAGGACCAAUUACAUCAGCUUGAUCGACAGUUCGUCUACGGCUCGUUCUCGGAAUUCGAUCCCACAAACUUCAUGCCCCAAAAUAAUCCGCCUAUACCACCCGUCAACGGCGUUGAUGCACAAGGCACGGACCACUCCCUCUUCACCGGUCAACUUGAUCCAGGUGCGCCCUCCGGGACUGGUGAAUUUUAUCAACCCAGCGCAUGGUUCCUGCCUUUCAACUUGGACCCGCUCGGCGGUGCCGCCCAAGGCCCCCCGCCGCCUGCUCGGAACUCACAACCUCCUCCUGCGCCAGCGCCAGCCCCUGUCCCCGGCUCGAGUGCUGGUGUAAAUGUCCCCGGUAUACCUCCCUUUGUUGGAACGGGUGAUCUACCCUUAAGUGCGUAUGAUCUAGGCCUAGGCGGGUCAGACCUGGGACAAACCUCGCGGCAUGGGUAA